Betta splendens (Siamese fighting fish) is the source of this 2644-nucleotide messenger RNA. It is a transcript of the gene pacsin1b, whose product is annotated as protein kinase C and casein kinase substrate in neurons 1b. The coding region runs from base 221 to 1546 and encodes 441 amino acids. The transcript has 10 exons. Gene Ontology annotation, cellular component: plasma membrane; cytoplasm; endosome. Gene Ontology annotation, biological process: positive regulation of dendrite development; cytoskeleton organization; plasma membrane tubulation. Gene Ontology annotation, molecular function: protein binding; phospholipid binding. NCBI's taxonomy places the organism in Eukaryota, Metazoa, Chordata, Actinopteri, Anabantiformes, Osphronemidae. The record is from RefSeq and is a predicted model, not a curated record.
GCUACCUGUGCUUGACACCGCGCUCUCUGGGACCAUCCCCCAUCUGGCGGCGCUUCUGAGCUGCGUCUACCGGCGACACAGCGGAGAAAGUCCCCGCGGUGAAAGACAAUGGUUAUGUGUUAAAACUACAGGACAAAGCUGGAGUCCAAUUCCCUCUCGUGCAUGAGGAGCAUUACGCUGCUGCAGACCACCACAGCCUGAACGCCUGCCAUCUGGGAGCAUGUCUGGAGCCUACGACGAGUCGGCCAUGCAGGAGGAGGCCACAGACAGCUUCUGGGAGGUUGGAAACUACAAGCGCACCGUGAAGCGGAUUGACGACGGUCAUCGGCUCUGCAACGACCUGAUGAACUGCAUCCAGGAGCGAGCCAAAAUCGAGAAAGCCUACGCGCAGCAGCUGACCGAGUGGUGCAAGAGGUGGAGGCAGCUGGUGGACAAAGGGCCUCAGUACGGCACCGUGGAGCGAGCCUGGAUGGGGGUGAUGACCGAGGCCGAGAAGGUGAGCGAGCUGCACCAGGAAGUGAAGAACAGCCUGGUCAACGAGGACUUUGAAAAGGUGAAGAACUGGCAGAAGGACUCGUAUCACAAGCAGAUGAUGGGAGGAUUCAAGGAAACCAAAGAGGCAGACGAAGGCUUCAGGAAGGCCCAGAAGCCGUGGGCCAAGAAGCUCAAGGAGCUCGAGGCUGCCAAGAAGUCGUACCACAUGGCCUGCAAGGAGGAGAAGCUGGCAUCGACCAGAGAGGCCAACAGCAGGGCGGAGGCGUCGGUGACGGCCGACCAGCAGAAGAAGCUCCAGGAGAAGGUGGACAAGUGCAAACAGGACUCGCAGAAGGCGAAGGACAAGUACGAGAAAGCGCUGGACGAGCUGAGCAAGUGCACCCCGCAGUACAUGGAGAACAUGGAGCAGGUGUUCGACCAGUGCCAGCAGUUCGAGGAGAAGAGGCUGAGCUUCCUCCGGGAGGUGCUGCUGGACGUCAAACGCCACCUCAACCUCACAGAGAACCAAAGCUACGCCACGGUGUACAGAGAACUUGAACGCACCAUCGUGACAGCCAGCCCGCAGGAGGACCUGAAGUGGUUCAGCAGCACCCACGGGCCCGGCAUGCACAUGAACUGGCCACAGUUUGAGGAGUACAACCCCGAUCUCGUCCACAACAUCUCCAAGAAGGAGAAGAUAAAGAAAUCCAGCGAUGGAGUCAUGCUGACCCACGUCUCCACAGCAGCAGAGCAGGCUCAGGCUGGAGACCGGGGAAGCGUCAGCAGCUACGAUAAGAACCAGGCCACAGAGUGGUCCGACGAGGACCAGACGGCGCCGAGCUCAGGGAACGACACCAACGGAGGCUCCAACCCCUUCUACGAAGACGCAGGCAAAGGCGUGAGAGUGCGUGCGCUGUACGACUACGACGGCCAGGAGCAGGACGAGCUGAGCUUCAGAGCGGGGGACGAGCUGACGAAGCUGGAGGAGGAGGACGAGCAGGGCUGGUGCAAAGGCCGUCUGGACAGCGGGCAGCUGGGCCUGUACCCGGCCAACUACGUGGAGCCCAUGUAGGCGCUCCGGACGCGGGCCGACCCGACCCGACCCGGCAGAGACCUCAAAGCUUCCUCAGUGAGCUCCUUAUCUCAUCACAGACAGGACUGGAAGAAGAUCAGCUCCAGAUGCUGCGACCGAGCGAUUGUCUUUGUGUGCAGCCGUUGUUUUCAGUUGUGAUGCUAAUGAUGCUAAUGAUGCUAACGCGCAGCGCAGCGCGUUCUGUCCUCAAGCUGUCAUGUCCACAUCAUGAGCUGUGCCUGGAGGCAGAGGGAGCGCUUCAUGUACAUAUAUGAGCCUUUUUUACAGUCUGGAUGCUUGUACAGUUUUCUCCCCCGUGAAUACACCGUUUUUGUUGUUUGUGAAGUAUUUACAUAAUAAUCUAGUCGUUCAAGGUUUUGGGGAAAUGCAGGCGUUUUCUUCCUGUAGUUGGAGGAGGAGGUGGAAUCCAGGUUACACAUCUUCCCUUCAGGAACCUGCCUGUAAAACACCAAACAGCUGUACUUUAGAGGAGCAGACACGCAGCCGGGCCCUGUCUGCGCAGACAGGCCCUGUCUGCGCAGACAGGGCGCGGCUGCUUCCUCCUCUCAUCCCACAUCCAGAAAGCAGACGAGCGCGUUCCCAAAACCUUUGAACUCCUCCUUUAAAAGCUUUAAGCAACUGGACAGCGCGUCCCAGCUUCAGAAGGAGACGACCACCUAUAGAAACACACCGGGCCUCUCUGUGGGGUGGAAGUGUGUGCUCUCAUGUCCAUUCACCCCCGUCCUCUGAUUUAGUUUCUCCUCCCUGCUUCUACGACGCCACGAGCAGAAGCCGCCUGGAACCACAGCCUUGUUCGCUAUGAAUGCGGGCGGCUCCAGACCACUUCUCCUGCUGCGAUGCGUUCCUCCUCUAAACUGGAGGCGGGGCCUGUGAUGAUGUAGCGUAGCGUGGUCAGACUGUUUAAAGGCGUGAGGAGGCCGUGCAGGAGCUGUUCCCGCACGGAUGCAGCCGGAGAAAGCUGCAGAAAGAGGAUCUGCCUCUGAAUUAUUAAUGAGGCGUGUGCCUCUCCGCUGCGAGGACGAGGACGGGGACGAGGAAGAGCCUCGCGGCUCUGGUUCGGGCGCUUCAGCUCCCUUC